CCUUGGCGACCGCCACGGCUCUCCGCAGCAUUAGCAGUUUCACUUUUCCUCUUGGUUGUAAACCAAAAGAGUAGAUAACCCAAAGUCUAAUGCAAAAUGGUAGCAAAUAUGUGCCACCGCAUCUGAGAAAUUCCUCUCGGAACAGUGGUGGCGACGCUCCCUCGAGCAACAAUUACGGCGGUGGCGGAGGCCGCGGUGGAGGCGGCUACGGUGGUCGUGGCGGCGGUGGUGGCUACAACAACAACCGUCGAGCUUCCUACAAUGACAACCGCGGAGGUGGUGGCGGUGGUGGCUAUGGAGACCAACGUCGAUCCAGCUACAACGACGGAGACCAAAAUGGCGGACCACCCCCACAGACGAACAGCCGUUGGGCCAACGUCGACGGUGGCGGCGGUGGAGGAUAUGAUGGCGGAGGCGGCCACCGUGGCUCUUACCAAGGAGGCGGAGGAUAUGGUGGAGGCCGUGGCGGCGGCGGUCGACGAAAUGAACGUGGAUUUCACGGCGAUAUGAAGGAAGAUCCCCGUGUCGAAAAGCAACUGUUCGGACGUGACGACCAUCAAACCACGGGCAUCAACUUUGACAAUUACGACAAAAUUCCCAUUGAAGUUUCUGGAGAAAACGCCCCUGAUCCCAUUGACACUUACUCGGUCGAAACCAUUGGAGAGGAACUCUACAAAAACACCCAGUUGUGUGGAUACACCAGACCAACGCCCGUCCAAAAGUACUCGGUUCCCAUUGGAACACUUGGACGCGAUCUCAUGGCUUGUGCCCAGACGGGAUCUGGAAAGACGGCCGGGUUCUUGUUCCCCAUCAUCAUGUCCAUGUUGAAGAAUGGCGGACGGGAUCCUCCCGACAGUGCGCGUCGUCGCUCGUACCCCGAAGCUCUGGUCUUGGCACCAACCCGUGAGUUGGCACAGCAGAUCCAAGAAGAGGCCAAACGCUUUUGCUAUGCCACUGGCAUUGCCUCGGUCGUCAUUUAUGGCGGGGCUGAAGUCCGUGAACAACUCCGCCAAAUUGAGCGUGGAUGUGACUUGUUGGUAGCCACUCCCGGACGCUUGGUCGAUCUCAUGGAACGUGGACGUCUCGGAAUGGAGAAUAUUCGCUUUAUGGUGUUGGAUGAAGCCGAUCGAAUGUUGGAUAUGGGAUUCGAGCCUCAAAUCCGUAGGAUUGUCGAGGAAGCAGGAAUGCCCCAGGGUGCCGAACGUCAGACAAUGAUGUUCAGUGCCACCUUCCCGUCCAAUAUUCAGCGUCUUGCCAGUGACUUUAUGCGGGAUUAUGUGUUCUUGACGGUCGGACGUGUCGGUUCGGCGUCAAAGGAUGUCACCCAAACCAUUGAAUAUGUGGAAGAGCAAGACAAGCUAGAGACGCUCAUGCGGUUCUUGCUGACCAUCGAAGAAGGACUCAUCCUCAUUUUUGUCGAAACCAAGCGUUCCUGUGACUAUGUGGAAGAUAUUCUCUGUCAGCGUGGAUUCCCCGCUUGUUCGAUUCAUGGAGACAAGAGCCAGAGAGAACGUGAAGAGGCGCUUCGUGCCUUCAAGAGAGCUGUUACCCCCGUCAUGGUGGCGACGGAUGUCGCCAGUCGCGGUCUCGACAUUCCCAAUGUGACUCAGGUCGUUAACUAUGAUUUGCCAACCAAUAUUGACGACUACGUGCAUCGAAUCGGUCGUACAGGCCGUGCGGGUAACACAGGUUCUGCCUUGGCAUUUGUGAACGAGAAGAAUAGUGGUAUUAUUAGAGAGCUCCGUGAGCUACUGGAGGAGAAUGAACAAGAAUCCCCCCCUUGGCUCAAUCAAAUGUGUUCCUUUUCUGGUGGUCGCAGCUCUGGCCGUGGCGGUCGAGGCCGAAACUCUGGAAGUAACUUUGGAUCCAGAGAUGUCCGAUAUUCUAACCGCGGAGGAAACCAAGGAGGCGGCGGCGGUCGAGGAGGUGGAGGCGGCUUUGGUGGCGGUGGCUACGGAGGAGGUGGCUACGGCGGAGGAGGCGGCUUUGGUGGCGGAGGCUACGGCGGCGGUGGAGGUGGCUAUGGUGGUGGUGGCGGCGGCGGCACUUUUGGAGGUGGUGCAUGGUAGACAUCCUUUACGAAAUCAAAUCUUCCGCAUUUGCAAUCCAUGGAAACGACAAUCUGCCCACCAAUGCUCCGAUGUUACCACAAGAAAAUAUUCCCCUUUCAGUUGAUGGUGGCCUGAUCCCCCUCUCUUUCGAGAGCUACUAAAACUAGUCUAUUAUUGUGACUUUGUGAAGUUCAAUUUCCCUCUUCUUCUCGUAAAAUUGAGCAACUGCACCAGCUCGGCUAAACUGUUCUUGUAAAACGUUUCAUUUUCUCCUUGUCGAUCCCAUUGUUUUGUAAUGUGAAAUGCAUCCUCAAGGCGCUCAAAAUUGUUCAACUGCACCAGCUCGGAUAAAUUGUUCUGUGGAACGAUUAACACAACAAUGAAUCAGUCCGAGCGAGUACGCUUUGCCUGGUAACGCAAGAUGAUUUCACCGAACGUAUUCUAAAGAGGCGCCCCUGGCCGCUUUCUUCGUUUCCUUUUGGGGUCGCUCCCAAACGGUUUCGAGUUCGUUUCCUUUUGUCCCGCGGCUCUCGGCUGAAAACCUGCUCGUGGGUUUCUUCCAGCCACUCUCAAUCGAAUCCAACUAGUAAACUACAGCGUACUGCAGCUUGGAGGGAUUGCUCCUAACUGGUGCUGUGCCA
Seminavis robusta is the source of this 2692-nucleotide messenger RNA. Lineage: Eukaryota; Bacillariophyta; Bacillariophyceae; Naviculales; Naviculaceae. The record is from the annotation of a GenBank genome assembly.